Molecule: messenger RNA, 1305 nt
Organism: Rasamsonia emersonii CBS 393.64
Lineage: Eukaryota; Fungi; Ascomycota; Eurotiomycetes; Eurotiales; Trichocomaceae
Product: GAT domain-containing protein
Exons: 7
Coding region: 1-1305 (434 amino acids)
Biological process (GO): endocytosis; actin cortical patch localization; actin filament organization
Cellular component (GO): actin cortical patch
Molecular function (GO): ubiquitin binding; phosphatidylinositol binding
Source: RefSeq, a predicted model, not a curated record
AUGAGGCGCAUGCUGAGCUCGUUCAACCGGCGCGCGUUGAGCCAGACGCGCGACGAUGCUGACGAGUCCCCCGAGGCCAUCAUCCUGCGAGAAGUCGCUGCUGAUGUCGGCGAUCUCCAGAAAGCGUUUUGCGAGUCCGACAGAGGCGCCAACGGAGCGGUAGGAGCAUCCCAUCUUCUCCAAACUGGCGAUUGCGUGCUGAUGCCAUGCCUGCAGGCCGAGGACUACGUCCAUCUCCCUGCCAUCGUCGAGGCGGCCGAGUCGAGCCCCGACGCGGCCAGGGAAGCCGCCCUGCGCAUCCGCCGAUACCUCGCCAGUCCCAGCAAGCCCAGGGGCCUCGCACAGUACAAUGCCAUCAUGCUGAUCCGCAUCCUGGCCACGAACCCGGGCCCGACGUUCACGCGCAACCUCGACGACAAGUUCGUCGCGACGGUCAAGCAGCUGCUGCGCGAUGGGCGCGACAUGGCGGCCCUGCAGAUACUGCGCGAGACGCUGGACUCGUUCGAGAAGCACAAAUCUGCAGAUGAAGGCCUGGCGCCGUUGAUCGCCAUGUGGAAGAAGGAGAAAGAGCGCAUCGCGAAGGCGUACGGACGGCCUCCGCCUGGCGCGUUCGCCAGCGCCCCCCGUCACCACCGUCCCAAGGUGCUGCCGCCGCCGGAUGAGCUGGCAGCGCGCAUCUCGGAGGCCCGGACGUCAGCAACCCUCCUCAUCCAGCUCGCUCAGUCGACGCCUCCGACGGAAGUGCCCACCAACGACCUGAUGAAGGAAUUCUCCGAGCGAUGCCAGGCCGCGUCGCGGUCGAUCCAGGGGUAUAUGGAGUGCGACAACCCGCCUCCGGACGAGGAUACGCUGUUGACCCUGAUCGAGACCAACGACCAGCUGUCGGUGGCGCUGUCGCGCUACCAACGUGCCGUGCUCAAUUCGCGGAAAGCUUUGAGCAAUGGGAAUAAUAACAGCAACAGCACCAGCACCAGCAACAGCAACAGUAAUAGCUCGUCACCAGGUCCAGAGACGCGGGAUCGACCCCUACCUGCGCCGCCUGGCGAAGCUAGACCUGUGAGGGCUUCAGUGCCAGCUCCAGCGCUGUCAUCCCCUCCUCCGCCACCGGCUCGACCGAGGACGACCCGAUACGAGUACAAUCCGGAGGAAUUCCAGGUUCAGAAUCCGUUUGCAGACCCGGUCACGAGGACGAACACCAUGAACGUGUUUGUUGACUUAACGCAUAAAUCCACUUGCUCUAUCUCUUACCUACCUAGCGUCUGCCUAAGCAUAGAUAUACUGUACUACCUAGGCAGGCAGCCAUAA